AUGACCGCGGAAGGACACCUUAUAUUCUCUGUCGCUUGCGCGAUCUUCGCCAAGAAGGCGGAAGUGACGCCAGAGCUGGCUACCGGCGACUGGUGGCACAUCUACCCGCGCGCGCUGCUGACCUCGCUGCUGCCGGACAUCGAUCACCCCAAGUCGGUACUGGGCCAGCGUCUGCGCUGGAUUGCCCUGCCCAUCGCCCGCGCCUUCGGCCACCGCGGCUUCACCCACAGCCUGCUGGCGAUCGCCGGCGGCAUGGCGCUGUUCCAGCUGGACGUGCCGCGCAGCUGGCCGAUCCCGGCCGACGCGCUGCACGCCAUGAUCAUCGGUUACUUCAGCCAUCUGCUGGCCGAUAUGCUCACUCCCGCCGGCGUUCCGCUGCUGUGGCCAUGCCGCUGGCGUUUUCGCCUGCCGCUGCUCAACUCGCAAAAAGGCAAUCAGCUCGAGCGCGUGCUGUGUCUGUGCCUGGUGGCGUUUGCCAUCUUUUGGCAAGGUGAUUUCACCCUGCCGGUGCAAUCCUAUGUCGAGCAAAUCAGAAAUAUCAGACUCUGA
Messenger RNA from Nilaparvata lugens (brown planthopper), 549 nucleotides. Its product is annotated as inner membrane protein YdjM-like. Bases 1 to 549 code for a protein of 182 amino acids. The transcript has a single exon. NCBI's taxonomy places the organism in Eukaryota, Metazoa, Arthropoda, Insecta, Hemiptera, Delphacidae. The record is from RefSeq and is a predicted model, not a curated record.